This is a messenger RNA of Drosophila albomicans, 648 nucleotides long. RefSeq lists its product as uncharacterized. The coding region runs from base 99 to 563 and encodes 154 amino acids. The record is from RefSeq and is a predicted model, not a curated record. The transcript is spliced from 2 exons. NCBI's taxonomy places the organism in Eukaryota, Metazoa, Arthropoda, Insecta, Diptera, Drosophilidae.
GACAAUUUCUCUGCAUGUUCAGACAUUAGUCUUCCAUCAACUUUGCAGAAGAGAAGAACACCCAAGUCUAUUCUUAAUUCAUAAAUCAGAUAAUCAAAAUGGAAGAUCGAAAGUUCGAUAUCAGUCAAAAUUUGUGUGAAUCAUCAUGCUUUAAAUCUGCUAAACAAUUGUUGGAGAAUUCCGAUAAGAAAGCGGGAUUCGAGGAAUUCAUUUAUUUAUUUAUUUUUGUUUUUUGUAUUAUAUUAACUCUAGUAUUUAAUACUAUAUUUAAUAGAAAAGAGAAUACUGAAGCACUUAACACUAAGGAUGAACUAAUAGAAAAACUAAAAGAAUCACUGGAGCUAUCUGAAGAUAAUCGCAAGCUAUGGGACAAGAACCAAUUAGAAAUGACAACUAAAAUAGAUAAUCUUAUGGCUCAACUGGCAACUGCCAAUGAGAAAAUGAUUGAUAAAGAUAAUGAGAUUGCAAUGCUGACAUCAACAAUUAGUAGAAAUGAGAAAGAGAUUAAUGGCGCGAUUGAGAUUAUUAUCGGAUUGAAUCGUCAUAUAAGUGGUGACUGUUAAACAAAUAAUUGGAUAGUAUGGAACGCCAGAUAACGGUCGAUGAACUAGGUUUGAAUCCUACAUCCUUUGUGAGGUUACCAAUUAU